This is a messenger RNA of Peronospora farinosa, 885 nucleotides long. The record is from the annotation of a GenBank genome assembly. NCBI's taxonomy places the organism in Eukaryota, Oomycota, Peronosporomycetes, Peronosporales, Peronosporaceae.
AUGUCGGGUACUCGUGUCUACGUUGGGAAUCUCCCCAUGGACAUUCGUACGCGUGAAGUUGAAGAUAUUUUCUAUAAAUACGGUCGUAUUCGUGACAUUGACGUGAAAUUCCCGUCACGUCCACCGGCUUUUGCUUUUGUGGACUUUGAAGACUCACGGGAUGCUGAAGACGCUAUUCGAGGUCGUGAUGGCUACGAAUACGACGGGGCUCGGUUACGGGUUGAACCCGCGAACGGAGGACGGCGGGAAUCAGGUCGCGAGUCGGGUCGAGAUUCGACCCGUGGGUCGACCCGUUACCCGCGCAACAUUCGGGGCACCGGCGACUUUACGGUCCACGUAUCGAACUUACCACCACGUGUGUCAUGGCAGGACUUGAAGGACUUUAUGCGUAAAGCUGGUGAUGUGGUGUUUACGGAAGUGGACGGACGUGGUGGUGGUGUUGUUGAGUACGGGAACAAGCGGGAUAUGAAGUACGCGGUGGAAAAAUUGGACGAUUCGGAAUAUCGUGGCCGUAGUGAGAAUUCCUACGUCCGUGUACGAAUUGCAGGCAGUCGUGACAGGAGCAGAAGCAAGAGCAAGAGCAAGAGUCGUAGCAGAUCACGUAGUCGUAGUACGCGACGUUCUGGGAAGAAACGCAGUCGUAGUCGCAGUGAAGAGAAGGACGGAGAAGGAGAGAAGAAAGCGAGACGUAGUCGGACGCCGGAUAAGGAGUCGGUGAAGGAAAAGGAAGACGAGAAGGACGAGAGAAUGGAAGACGGUAAGGAAGCCGACACUAGUGAGACUGCUAGUGCUAUUGACAAGAAGGAGCAGGAUGAACCAAUAGUAGCGGACAAGGAGGACGAGUCUAUGAAGGAAGACGAAGUUGUGGCGGACAAGGACGAGUAG